This is a messenger RNA of Quercus lobata, 381 nucleotides long. RefSeq lists its product as uncharacterized. Lineage: Eukaryota; Viridiplantae; Streptophyta; Magnoliopsida; Fagales; Fagaceae. Bases 1 to 381 code for a protein of 126 amino acids. The record is from RefSeq and is a predicted model, not a curated record. The transcript has a single exon.
AUGAGUUGUUUCCUUCUUCCUAAGUGCCUAUAUGACGACCUUGAAAGAGAAAUGAGAAGCUUUUGGUGGGGCCAAAAACAACAGGAGACCAAGAUUGCCUGGGUUGGAUGGAAGAAAAUGUGCAAGCCUAAAUCUCUUGGCGGGAUAGGCUUCAGGAACUUGCAAGCUUUUAACCUUGCUUUGCUCGUAAAACAAGCUUGGAGGAUUCUUACUAACCCUUCCUCCCUAGCUGCACGUGUACUAAAGGCCAAGAAUUUCCCCUACGGUGACAUCCUUAAUGCAAGCCUAGGCAGCAACCCCUCUUAUACUGGCGAAGCAUUUUUCAUAAUCUCGAAGCCAUUAAGAAAGGAACUCGUUAAAGAGUGGGAAAUGGGCGGUUAA